Messenger RNA from Spirodela intermedia, 3105 nucleotides. The record is from the annotation of a GenBank genome assembly. NCBI's taxonomy places the organism in Eukaryota, Viridiplantae, Streptophyta, Magnoliopsida, Alismatales, Araceae.
AUGGGGCCCGCCCCCUCGGCUCCCUAUUUCUGGGUAGUCCUCUGGUUGUCUUCCCUGUGCCUCGGCGCCUGCUUUUACCAUAACUUCCAAGAGGCACAAGGAUUAGGCCAUCACACCUACUCCCGCUUCUCAGAGGUACAGCGGGAAUGCAACUCCAUUCUGUCGUCUCUUUCCGUGGUCAAGCUGGACCACGAUAUUCCCAGUGAGAUGAACCUCUACGGAGAAUGGGCACAGGACUCCAAUGACGCGCCUUUGAUGCCACUGUACAUGGGCCCCCACGACAAUUCUUCCGGGUCCCCCCGUCCUCAGUUCCGAGCGUCGUUCAGUGCGGUGGUGGAUGUCGAUGGAAAGGGACGAUCCCAAACCGCCAUGAAUAUGAGCGGCACCCUGACUCUGAGCAUCUUGAAAGAUAAAACAUGGAGAUGGAGAAACAAGGGGACUAAGGAUGGGUUUCUGAUGUUUGAAGGGUAUUCCCGGCUCCAGAUUGCCUUCGAAGGUGUGUAUUCCGAAUCAGAGGCUGAUGGAGAGCGUGUGAUGUGCCUGCUGGGGUCUGCCGAGCUCCCUUCUCGUGGGUAUGAUCCAGCUGAUCCAUGGAAAUUGAGGAAUGGUUCAGACAGAAGAGUGGAUCCGAUUCCCCUUCUAAAAGAUGAAAAAAUCGUCCUUGUUGUCCGCCGUCCCAAGUCAUUUUCCUUGACCAGAAGAGAAAUCAAAGGGGAGAUGAGGAGUCUUCACGACAAGUCAACCCCCGGGUACUUCGGCAAGAUGCAGAUCGCAUUCCAGCCGGAGCGUUACCCAAUGACGACGUAUAAAUUCGCAUCCGAAGAUAUCACCGCCAAAGACUGCAGUCCCUACGCUCGUCCGAACAAGUGGCUGGGUGAUCACAUUAACAUCUACAAGGGACCAAAUUUCUGUAAAAUUCUACAUCAGCUUGCAUACUACCAAGUAUUCACUAUGUUGCCGAACGGGAGAUGCGACUCCACAAAUGAUUACUGCCGGAAGAUGUGGCCAUUUCGAUCGGGGAACUUCAAUGCGACUCAUGGGAGCUUUGACAGUGUCAAGCUAAUCAUGACUGAGCUUAGGUGCAGGGCGAAGGCCGGCCCCAACGGCAGUAAUAUCUCUGCAAGGGUAGCCACUCUGUUGAAGGAGGUUCUGCCAUUGGAGAGCCAUUAUGAAGCGUCUGAAAGCACGAGUCUCUCUCGUCCGAUUGUUUCAUCAGAGGGGAUAUGGAACUCCUCCAGUGGGCAGCUCUGCAUGGUGGCUUGCGCCGGCGCGGAUCCCUCGAGGUGCAACCUCCGCAUCUGCCUUUAUGUGCCGACAUCUUUCUCCCUGACCCAGAGAAGCACCGUCUUCGGGAGCAUCUCCAGCAUCAGUAAGAGUGGGGACCCCUCCAACUUCUCCUUCUCGUUGGGACGGCCCAUACACGCCUAUGGACGACAGCUCACUAUGGACCUUAUAUAUGUGUUAUCGUAUGAGUACUCAAAGACGAAGCAAGCCGCCGAAUUUCUCCGUAGAGACGAGGCCCUCGGCCACGGUGGUGGUAUUAAAAAAGCUCUUCUCACUUAUCCGAGGAUGAACGAACGCGGUAACCUCUGCCGCGAUCUCGGGCUCUCCGUCUCUUUGUUCCCCGUCCAGAGGUCAGGUAGGUUCAGGGUGGAAUAUGUUCGACUUAGAAUACUUACGCUGGGCUCCAAGUUUUGCGACUCUGGUUUCUAUCAGUCGUCAGGAAACUCAUCGGACGAUCCUGCUCAAGCUGCCGCUUCACGUCUGAAUAUUUCAGCACAGCUCGAGAUCACCAAGACUCCUCGCAAUAGUUCCUUGAUGCUGUCCGUGGAGGGUCUGUACAGCCAGUUAACCGGAAAGAUGUACCUGGUCGGCUGCAGAGUCGCCGCUGUUCCUCGGAAAACAGUAUCCAACAUCACUGAAUGGCAACAUCUAGAUUGUGAGAUUAAGGUUGAGAUCCAGUAUCCGCCCACGACUCUCCGAUGGUUGAUUACGCCAACAGCCAAACUCUCAAUAGAAAGCAACCGAUCUAAAGACAACGAUCCCCUCUACUUCGGUCCAGUCAAACUUCAGACAUCCGCAAUUAUGUAUACUAGUCAAAGUAAAGACAUACUCUCCGAGAGAAAUGUGGAACUGUUCCUCAGGAUUUCAACGAUGUCAAUCGUCAUCGCAUGCAUACUGAGCCAGCUGUUUUAUAUCAAGGACGCAAGUGCCGCUGCCCCCUACGUAUCUCACGUCAUGCUGGGCGUCCAAGCUCUUGGGAAUGGACUUUCAUUGAUCACAGGGCCGGAGGCUCUCUUCACUAGUCAAUCGCAAAGGUCCUAUGCGUCAUCAUCUCAGUAUGAUCUCGGGAGUGACGGGUCAUUCCAAGUUGGGGAGUUUUUGGUGAAGUCCCUAGUACUGACGGCAUUUCUUCUCACUCUAAGACUCUGGCAGAAAGUGUGGGAGUCGCGCAUCCGGUUACCAAGACGGGUGCCGAGUGAUAAGCGGGUGCUCGUGGUAUGCUUGAUCCUUCAUGCGGUUGGAUUUCUGGUCACCCUCCUCAUAAAUCCAAAUACCCAUCUUCAUAAGCCUAUUCGAACAGACUUUAAUGUGAGUUCCCCAGGUCCAAGUCAGGGGAUUAAAGAUUGGGGAGCCCGAUUGGAGCAGUAUGCAGGUCUGGUGCAAGAUUUCUUCCUAAUUCCUCAGGUCAUAGGAAACAUAGUAUGGCAGAUCAGGUGCAGACCUCUGAGAAAAGCCUACUAUCUAGGGAUAACCUUGAUUAAGCUUCUUCCCCAUGCUUACAACUACAUUAGAGUUCCACCAAUGAACAUCUACUUUGACCAAGCGUAUGAGUUUGUGGACCCUGAUUUGGGAUUCUAUUUCAGAAUGGGAGAUGUUGUCGUAGCAUUAGUUGUAGGUUUACUGGCAGUCGUGGUCUAUCUCCAGCAGAGAUGCGGCAGCCAUGGGGAAACCAAACGGAUGUUGUGGUUGGGCCUUGGCAGGCUUUGGUCUCCGGCAUCGGGAGGUUAUGACAAGGUGGCCUCCAUGCUGUCGGAAUCGGAGCUUGUGGCUGGCGCAAUGGAGAUAGAAACGCCGGCAAAAGUAGGGACAGAUGCAGAAUAA